This is a messenger RNA of Uranotaenia lowii, 2616 nucleotides long. RefSeq lists its product as uncharacterized. NCBI's taxonomy places the organism in Eukaryota, Metazoa, Arthropoda, Insecta, Diptera, Culicidae. The transcript is spliced from 3 exons. Bases 1 to 2616 code for a protein of 871 amino acids. Gene Ontology annotation, molecular function: nucleic acid binding. Gene Ontology annotation, biological process: DNA integration. The record is from RefSeq and is a predicted model, not a curated record.
AUGAAUCCAGCUGAUCAACCGCUUCAGCGCAUCCUGUGGAGGUUCUCACCAGACGAACCUGUGAAGUCGUACCAGAUGACAACGGUCACUUAUGGAACUGCGUCAGCGCCAUAUUUAGCAACCAAAUCCCUCCAACGUUUGGCCCAAGACGGUGAGAGCAGCUAUCCAGCAGCAGCAGCGGUGAUCAAGAAGGAUGUUUAUGUCGAUGAUCUGAUGACAGGAACUGAUGAUCCAGAAGAAGGUGCCCAGCUGGUAUCAGCUGUCAAUACUUUGACCAACUCUGCAGGAUUCGUUCUUCGGAAAUACUGUUCGAAUAGUCCUGAAAUAUUGUCGAAAAUCCCUCCAGAGCUGCGAGACGAAAGGACAACACUUGAGCUUGAUUCGUCGACAGCGACAGUGAAGACUUGUUCAGGCAAAAAUAUUUUUGCAACAAAUUUGGAGGAAAAGGCUGAUUGGGAUGAUCCGCUUCCAGACGAUAUGAAGAUUUUCUGGGAGGAGUACCGCCGCAAUUUGAUUGCUUUAGAAUCGUUUUCUGUGCCCAGGUGGACGGGCUAUCUCAACAACUUGACCAGUGUAGAGCUCCACGGUUUCUGCGACGCUUCAGAAGCCGCAUAUGGAGCAUGUAUCUACCUUCGCUGUACAUCAGAUAAAGGGUCAAUCACAGUUCGGCUCGUCACAGCAAAAUCUAAAGUAGCACCCUUAGAAGAUUUGGUUCGCAGGAAGAAAAAGCAAUCAAUUCCCAGAUUAGAAUUAUCAUCUGCCCUUCUAUUGGCCCACCUGUACGACAAGCUGCGGCAAAGUAUUCCAUUCACAAUCUCUGCGUAUUUCUGGACCGACUCCAUGAUUGUCAAGUACUGGCUCGCUUCACUUCCAUCCAGAUGGCAAUCAUUCGUGGGCAACAGAGUGUCGGAAAUACAACACAUCACCAAAGGCGGAAUUUGGAAUCACAUCUCAGGGACAGAGAACCCGGCAGACAUCAUCUCCAGAGGCAUGAGUCCAGCGCAGCUGCAAUACCAGUCACUGUGGCUGGAGGGCCCCAGCUGGUUGAAAUUCGAUAGAUCCGUCUGGCCAGCAAUCGUUGAACACCCAUCAGAAAUCGACAACUCCCUGCUCGAAGAAAAACCAGCAGCAGCUUUGCCAGUUCAAGCUCAUCCACCAAGUUUUAUUUUCGAAUUGAACUCUUCGUUGCCGCAUCUUGUUCGAGUUGUUGCUCUGCUGCAAAGAUUCAUCCACAACUCAAAGAAGCGGAAUCGUGAUACCAAACGCAUCGGCCAAGUAUCAUUGGAAGAAGUUGACGAGGCCUUGCAGGCACUAGUUAAAUUAUCCCAACGUGAGACGUUUCCCGAGGAGCUGAAAGCUUUGCGUACGAACCACGACAUUAGAACAUCAUCCCCCCUUUCUUCGUUGAAUCCUGUACUCGUGGAUGGAACAAUGCGCGUCGGUGGCCGGCUGCGCCAUGCUGCUAUUUCGGAAGACAGGCGCCAUCCGUUCAUUCUACACCCGAAACAUCCUCUGACCAAAACCAUCAUGCGUCAUUAUCACCUGAAGAAUUUUCAUGCGGGACAGCAGCUGUUAGUGUCGACAGUUCGUGAGCGGUUUUGGCCAAUUCACAUCGACAGUUUGGCUCGCAAGGUGAUAUUUGAAUGCGUGUCAUGCUUCCGGAACAAACCAAAGGUGCAGCAACAACUGAUGGCAGAUCUCCCUCCAGAACGGGUGAAUCCGGACUUUGUUUUCAACAAGGUCGGCGUUGAUUUGUGUGGUCCCUUUUACAUCAAAUAUCCAGUUCGGAAAACAGCUCCAAUUAAAUGCUUUAUAGCUAUUUACGUUUGCCUGGUGACCAAGGCGGUUCACAUGGAAAUUGUCGCUGAUCUGUCCACCCAAUCCUUCCUCGCAUCAUUCAAGCGCUUCACUGCUAUUCGGGGCACUCCCAAAUUAGUAAUGUGCGACAACGCCAAGAACUUCGUCGGCGCUGAUCGCGAGCUUCGAGAGUUGAAACAACUCUUCGUUGACCAACAAUUCCAACGCACCGUAAUCACCGAAGCCGAGGUAGAUGGCGUUGACUUCAAAUUCAUCCCUCCCCGUUCUCCCAACUUCGGAGGCCUAUGGGAGGCGGCCGUCAAAUCAUUUAAGCGGCAUUUUCGUAGAACCAUCGGCAACAAUCCUCUUACGUACGAUGAGCUUCACACCGUAGUCCACCAAAUCUCUGCCAUCUUGAACUCUCGGCCUCUAACUCCACUUAGCAACGAUCCCGACGACUACCAAGCACUUACUCCGGGACAUUUCCUAAUUGUCUCUGUGGCAAGAAAAAGAAAUGUUCGUGCAGCGGAUCUGGCAAAGGUGGUCUACAGAAUAUCCGCCAAUCUACAUAAUCGUACCAAGUGGACCAAGAAGCGCAACAACAUACACGUCGGAACAAUGGUGCUGAUUAUGGAGGAAUAUAUGCCAAAACAGAGUUGGUGCCUAGGCCGUGUUAUCAACUGCAUCCCGGGCCCAGACGGACACGUCCGGGUAGUGCUGGUGAAGACCAAGGAUACCACUCUCAAACGGGGAAUUUCGAAGAUCUGCGUCCUUCCAAUACGAGACAACUUCGACGAACUACCAUCGCAGGAGCACUAG